This is a messenger RNA of Rhododendron vialii, 734 nucleotides long. RefSeq lists its product as uncharacterized. The transcript has 3 exons. Lineage: Eukaryota; Viridiplantae; Streptophyta; Magnoliopsida; Ericales; Ericaceae. Bases 163 to 657 code for a protein of 164 amino acids. The record is from RefSeq and is a predicted model, not a curated record.
GCGGUUCUACCAAAUUUUGAGUCCUUUGUUGGUGGGAUAGUGGGGGAGGACGUCGACUAUUUUUUUAGUCCUCUAUUUGGUCUGAGGGUUAUUGCCUCGGGACAAAGCAUAGGCCUUCCUGUUUGCCUAAAAAUCAUAGAGUUGGAUUUUGUCUUAAAAUUGAUGAAACUUGUCAACUGCAACAGCAUUGGAUGGGACCAAAAGAAAUCCUACGCUAGAGAAGAUGAUGAUGAAGAUUCCGACGAGGGAUGUUUUGUUGCUAAUGGCUAUCGCAAAAUGACAAAAGAAGAGCACGAGGAUUACAACAAUCAGAUAAAUGAGAACAUGGGCUUUGACGUCAUGGUUCCCACUGAUGUAGCUGGGUGUGGUAUACAAAAGCCAUUCCGGUGGAGCUUUGAGGUGGACGAGCCUGUUUCGAACCAUCUCAAAUAUUGCGCAGAAUUGGCUGUUAAGUCCUAUAACAAGAAUUAUAAAACAACAUUUGCGUUUGGCAAGCUCCUCAAGGCAAACAAGGAGACGUGUUGUUCGGUAAACUAUAUUACCUUUGAGGCCAUGGAUGGAAGCGGCGUACGUGAGACUUUCCAAGCUAUCGUGCAUGAGGAGGAACCUUUGAGUGGCUACAAAGUCUGUUUUUGCAGGAUCAAACCAAAAUCUUAAAUACUCGAAGGUGUGAUUUUUAGUCAUCUUGUUCCUUUCUUUUCUGAUCCAAUAUGAUUUUUGCGUCGUAUGAAUUU